UGGAAUCUGCUUCAUCUGAUGGGACCGAAGCUGCAAACUUAACUGCAUCUUAUCACAAUAAAGACCAGCCCACAAUUCCUGGGACCUUUUCAGAAGAUGCAGGCACUGUUCCAAAGAAUGAUUUAGAAAGUGCAGCCAUCCCAGAGGCAGAGGAAUGUAAUUUAAUUGUACAAAGUGAUGCAAAAUCAGAAGAUCUAAUAUUUUAUGAAAAUCAGUGCCAGGACUUUAUGCCAAAUGAGCAGAAGAAAAGUAAAGACUGUGACCCAAGCACUAUCAAUGGUACCUGCAACGUGUCAGCAUCAACCAUUGUCCAAGAAGACAUCUUCAAAGCUGAAGUAAAAAGAGAUGAUCUCUGUAUGUUGUCUGGUGAAAUCCAAGAGAAAUCCACUCACAGUAAUCUUGUGCAUGAAAUUAAGUCUCAGGAUGACACGUAUAUGAUGCUGGAUGCUUUGGGAAGUAGAAAAUGCCUGGAAAUAUUAGGAAAUCUUCAAGACUCACAGCAGGGAAAGGAAGCAACAAUACAUGGGUUAAUAGAUCACUUUAAAAAUGAACUAAGCCAUGAUGAUCAUUCCCAGGCUGACUUUAAACAUGAACUCAGCAGUGUGACUAAGGGGGAUGUGAAGGAAGAAAGUGACACCAUGUUCAGCACAGCAAAGGCAGAAGCUUCUAUAUGUGGCAAUGAACAACUUGGAGUCACCCCUGAAACAGGUAUUACAGGCACAGUAUUAAUUAGUGAAGGUGAUGCAGCUUUGCAAGCAAGCAUUCAAGAUCAAGGGACAGAAGCAGAAAAGCAUUACUCAGAAACUAUUACAGGGAUGGAGCUCGAAUCGGAUUUUCUAAGUACAGAUUUUAAUGUUGCUUCUGAAAAUCAAUGGAGCAAGAUGCAUUCAGAACACGACAGCUCACCGCUGGAUGCCAAAGGAAAGGUACCAACCCUUUCAUUCACUGAGCCUAAGAAACAUGACAUCAAUGAACUUCUGGGCAUGGUUACUGAAGGAUUACCUACAGAAAGCAACUUCCCUGAGCCCUGUCAUUCUCUCCUUCCUGUAUCUGAAAAGGAUGCUAUAGCUGUAACAGCCAAGGCCACCUCAGAUGAGGCAAGAGAUGACAUCAGAAUAGAAAGUUCUCCUGUGCCAGGUGAUGUCAUAAAAUUGGCUUCUUCCACUGAUUCUUCCAAACAACUGUUAGCUGAUUCUCUUCCUUGUGAAAAUGUUGCUGCUCUGGGUGCUGCUGAGCUGACUGCAGCAAGCACUUCCCAGCCUGGUAGCUGCAAAGAAGUUGAGAACCCUGUUACAUCUGUUCCUGAGGAUGCUUCUUUGGCUCCUACACCAGCCGAUGAUGUAGAAUCAUUUGCUCAAGACAGUGAGAGAUUGGCAAAGGAAAUAAAGAGGAGUUCAGACUCUGAAGAAGCAUUUGAGACACCAGAAUCCACCACUCCUGUAAAGGCUCCACCUGCACUACCGCAGCCACCACUGGAAGUAGCGGUGGUAGAAGCAGCAGCAGUCGACACAGUUGAACAGGAAAUAAAGCCACAGCUGCCCUUGGAAGACACAGGAUUUUGUUCUGAUACUGUGUCCAUAAUUGAUGCAUCACAUAGUGAAUCAAUUGAAGAAAGCCCAUUCCGUCCUCCCUCCCAUUCAUUUUCUACUGUCUUUGAUGAGGAUAAGCCUAUAGCCAGCAGCGGGACUUACAACUUAGACUUUGAUAACAUUGAGUUGGUAGAUUCUUUCCAUACCUUAGAACCUAGCACUCCAGAAGCUAAGAAUCGUGACCCUAAAGUGAAUGUUCGAAGAAAAUCCACAGAUUCUGUCCCAAUUUCCAGAUCUACUUUGUCUCGGUCUCUUAGUUUGCAAGCAAGUGAUUUUGAUGGUGUUUCCUAUCUUGGCAAUAAUGAGACAGUAAUUCCAACGGCAGACGUGUUCAAUACUGGUUCAAGUAGUGCUUCUAGUACCCUUAAGCGAACAAAGAAACCCAGGCCACCUUCCUUAAAGAAGAAGCAAUCUGCAAAAAAAUCUGCAGACUCUCCACCAGUGAAAGAAACACAGCAAGAAACAUCUGACAUUAGCCAACAAGCUUCUGUCCCAAGUGAAGAAAAACUGGUGUCUGAGGUAAAGGUCGAAUCAAUUAAACCUGAAUGUACCGAACCUUCCCAAAUCUUUACCGAGAAACAGGAGGCCCCUGCUGUGCCUGAAGCUUCCUAUCCCUUUGAUCGAGAGAAUUUUGAAGAGAUUAGUACAUUUAGUACUGGAGGAAGCAAAGUGCAAACUUCUCCACUUGCCAGUAAAAAAACCCAACCUCUUACAACGGCACCAGAGGCCGUGGAGGUGACUCCAUCUGACACUGGAGGACAAGAGGAUCCUCCAGUCAAAGGUCUAGCUGUGAGACUAGAGUUUGAUUAUUCUGAGGAAAAGGACAGCAGAGAGGACCAACAAGAAAGCACUCCCCCACCCAAAAAAGCAGGUAAAAAAUCUGGUGCCAAAAUGCCACUAAGGAGGCCAAAGACUAAAAAGACAGUGGAAAAGCUUGACAAUGCUCCCACCACACCAACCAAGUCACUCACUGAUCCAAAUGAUAUCCCAAUUUCAAAAGGCUCUUAUACUUUUGAUAUUGACAAGUGGGAUGAUCCCAACUUUAACCCCUUCUCUUCCACUACAAAAAUGCAAGAAUCUCCCAAAUUGCCUCAACAAACAUACAGUUUUGAUCCAGACACGUGUGAGGAUUCAAUUGACACUUUCAGGCUGUCUUCGAAGAUCACCAGCUCACCUUCUAAAUCUCCAGCCUCCUUUGAGAUACCAGCCAAUGGCAAUGAAACAAAUGGAACUGAAGGAGACAACCUAAAUAAACCUGCAAAAAAGAAGAAGACACCACUAAAAACGAUGGUAGAAGAUGUGAUGUCUGUAUGUUCUCUGUUUGAUACAUUUAGGGUGAAAAAGUCACCAAAAAGGUCUCCCCUCUCGGAUGCGCCCUCUCAGGAUUCCACUCCACUGCCUACUCCAGAAACACCCCCGGUUAUAUCUACCGUGGUUCACGCGACAGAUGAGGAAAAACUGGCUUCUUCCGUAACCAGUCAGAAAUGGACUUGCAUGACUGUGGAUCUGGAUACAGAUAAACAGGAUUACCCACAACCAUCCGAUCUAUCUACAUUUGUAAAUGAGACCAAGUUCAGCUCCCCUACAGAGGAGCUGGAAUAUGGCAACUCAUAUGAAAUAGAAUAUAUGGAGAAAAUAGGCUCCUCCUUGCCGCAGGAUGGCAGCACCCCGAAGAAACAAUCUUUGUACCUUGUAUUUGAUGCACAGCAGGAAAGUCCAGUCAAAUCUCCUCCAGUCAGACUAUCUGAUUCUACAACACCAUGUUCAGGGUCAAGUUUCGAGGAAACUGAAGCCCAGCUAUCCUCCGGAAUGAAAAUACAACACCCAGGUUCCCGGGUUCUAACCGCCAGCCAAGAUCUGCACUUACAGUCAACCGACAAAUCAAAACAGAAAGAACUGGAGCCCAUGAGCUUAGGAACAGCUUCAGACCCCAUUGAAAUAACAACUCCUGAGGACUCCUUUGUCUCUGCUGAUGCUCUUCUCAGUAGGAUAUCGCAUCAAACAUCAAUAUGUGAUCAGCUUGAAUAUCUAGAACCUGACUUAGCAGAAAAGAAUCCCCCCGUAUUUGCUCAGAAACUUCAGAAAGAGCCUGCUAUCCCAGCAGAUGUUUCCAUCUCUAAAAGUACUCUGUACUCCCGAAUCAGCACUUCUGAGGCAGAAAAUACCACAGAUCUGCUCUACCAGCAAGAAGAUUUGGAUUCUGCACUACGAAUUGCCAGACAGGAGACUGUGGUCAAAGAAAGAGAAGUAUCUGAGUGGAAAGACAAAUAUGAAGAAAGCCGAAGGGAAGUGAUGGAGAUGAGGAAAAUAGUUUCAGAAUAUGAGAAGACGAUUGCUCAGAUGAUAGAGGAUGAACAGAGAGAGAAAUCUGUCUCCCAUCAUACUGUCCAGCAGCUAAUAGUGGAGAAGGAACAAGCUUUGGCAGAUCUGAACUCUGUGGAGAAAUCACUGGCAGACCUUUUUAGGAGAUACGAAAAAAUGAAAGAGGUUCUGGAGGGAUUUCGGAAAAAUGAAGAAGUGUUAAAGAAAUGUGCACAGGAGUAUUUAUCACGAGUAAAGAAAGAGGAGCAGAGGUACCAAGCACUCAAAGUUCAUGCUGAAGAAAAACUGGACAGAGCCAAUGCUGAAAUUGCACAAGUCCGAGGCAAGGCUCAGCAAGAACAAGCAGCAUAUCAGGCCAGUCUCCGUAAAGAGCAGCUGAAAGUGGAUGCAUUGGAAAGAACACUGGAACAAAAGAAUAAAGAGAUAGAAGAAUUAACGAAGAUUUGUGAUGAACUCAUUGCCAAAAUGGGGAAAAGCUAACUUUUAACCAAAUUUCUGGACUUCAAUAUUGAGUGCAAUAUGACCAUUGGCACACUGAUGUCCAUAUAUUGAUGUGGACAGGUUGUAUUUUCACUUUUUCGUAUGCACUACUGUAUUUUCUUUCUAAAUAAAGUUGAUUUAAUUGUAUGCAGUACUAAGAUGACUAUCAGAAUUUCUUGCUAUCGUUUGCAUUUUCAUAGUAUAUUUCAUAGCAAGUUGAUCUCAAAGUUCCUGUAUCAGGGAGAUGGUCAAGUUCUCUAAUAAAUUACAUGUUGCUGAUCCUAGCCUUCCCUUCGUACAUGAGUUCCCAUGUUGGAUGUCUUUUGGAUUUAAUAUAAAUAUGUAUUACUUGCAUGGGGACUCUUGCCUUAAGGAGUGUAAACUUGAUCUGCAUUUGCUGAUUUGUAAAAUAAAAUGAAAAAUGAAAAAAAAAUGCAUGUCUCAAAUAAAAUUCUCUAUUGUAAAUAAAUUUUUUCGUUCA
Mauremys mutica (yellowpond turtle) is the source of this 4872-nucleotide messenger RNA. RefSeq names its product transforming acidic coiled-coil containing protein 2 (gene TACC2). The coding region runs from base 228 to 4391 and encodes 1387 amino acids. The record is from RefSeq and is a predicted model, not a curated record. The transcript has 20 exons. NCBI's taxonomy places the organism in Eukaryota, Metazoa, Chordata, Testudines, Geoemydidae. Gene Ontology annotation, cellular component: cytoplasm. Gene Ontology annotation, biological process: cerebral cortex development; cell population proliferation; mitotic spindle organization.